CAAUCCAACCCUGCAGCAGCACGCUGCACGCCGGCCGCACAUGGGGAGGCGUUCAGGGCACUGAGGGGUACAGGACGCGGGCAGGGACAGGAUCGGGGCGGCUGGGAUAGGUCCCCAAAGAGAGAGAGAGAGAGAGAGAGAGAGAGAGAGAGAGAGAGAGAGAGAGAGAGAGAGAGAGAGAGAGAGAGAGAGAGAGAGAGAGAGAGAGAGAGAGGCCACAACACUACAACUUGGAUAUCAGUAACCGCUCUCUCUCUUUUCAACUCACUCACCAUAUCGACUUUGAACCUGUUUGUUUAAAUGGACUUUACAGCCGACGAACGCACAGUCGCUGUCUGCAUGUCGGAGAAAAAUCAGGGUUUGGCUUCUUAACGGGAAAAACAAACAAACAUUGAUAUCCUUCAGAUUACUCUCAGUGCGGAUCUUUUUUCCAAAGUGUUGCGCUCACUCUCUCUCCAUGAACGGCUCCGGUUCGGCGGACAGAUGUAGCUGUCAUGUGCGGUGGUGCAGCCUGGACUCGGACCGAUAAGACCGUCAGGACCUCUCUCCCUGCAGGGGGGAGACCCGGGACGCUCCCCGGUGGGGGUGCCCGCCGCCGAGGCGAUGCGGAUCCCGGGACCCGGUUCCUUCCUCUUCCUCGCCUCCACUCUGAGCGCCCUCCUCUUCCUCCUUCCUCUGGCGGCAGAGGGCUGCGGACCGGGCCGGGGAUACGGCCGGAGGCGGCCCCCCAAGAAGCUCACCCCGUUGGCAUACAAACAGUUCAGCCCCAACGUAGCCGAGAAGACGCUUGGCGCCAGCGGGAGGUACGAGGGCAAGAUAACCCGGAGCUCCGAGCGCUUUAAGGAGCUGACGCCCAACUACAACAUAGACAUCAUGUUCAAGGACGAGGAGAACACGGCCGCGGACAGACUCAUGACCCAACGCUGUAAGGACAAGCUGAACUCGCUGGCCAUCUCGGUGAUGAACAUGUGGCCGGGGGUGAAGCUGCGUGUGACAGAGGGCUGGGACGAGGACGGCCACCACUCGGAGGACUCUCUGCACUACGAGGGCCGCGCCGUGGACAUCACCACCUCCGACAGGGACAGAGACAAGUACGCCAUGCUGGCCCGCUUGGCGGUGGAGGCAGGCUUCGACUGGGUCUACUACGAAUCCAAAGCCCACAUCCACUGCAGCGUCAAGUCCGAACACUCCGUGGCGGCGAAAACCGGCGGCUGUUUCCCUGGUAACGCCCGGGUCCUCCUGGAGGGCGGGGCCACCAAGUCGCUGCGUGACGUUCUACCCGGCGACAGCGUGCUGGCGUCCUCCUCUGCCGACGGCAGCGGAGAACUGGUUUUCAGCCCGGUGCUGUCCUUCCUGGACCGACGGCCCGCCACUGUCAGGACCUUUCACGUGAUCCGAACCGCGGCGGGCCUCAACAUCUCCCUCACCGCCGCGCACCUCAUCUACGUCUCGGACCUCAACUGCACUAAAGUGUCGCUCCCUGGCACCGCUAGCUCCGCCCCCGCUCGCCCUGCUACCGCCUCAUCGGGUCCCGGGUCGGGCGGCCUCGCGGGGCUGAGGACGGUGUUCGCCAGUGAGGUGCGGCCCGGACAGUGCGUGCUCACGUCGCGGCGCGGCGCCCCCACCCUCUCAGGGGUGACGGGUGUGGAGGUGCGGCAGGGCAGGGGGCUGUACGCGCCGCUGACCCUGCACGGCUCGGUGGUGGUGGACGGGGUGCUGGCCUCCUGCUACGCGGCCGUGGACAUGCCCCGCCUGGCCCACUGGGCGCUGGCCCCGCUCAGACUCAGCCAGCGCUUGCUGGGGGCCUCCGGGCCCCAAGCGGACGGGCUGCACUGGUACCCCUGGGUCCUGCAGAGGCUGGGCAGACUGCUGCUGGACCCCGGACACUUCCACCCCUGGGGAAUCGAGGGAUAGGCGGACGGUGUAACUUGUGGAUAGAUGCGUCACUUGAUCUAUAUAUUCCUUACUCUCAUUUUGUAUUCCACUUUGAGUGUGUUUUCGAUCCUUUCCGUUGCUUUUCACUGCUGUUGACAGGCUCCUAAGUAUUUCCAUUAUUUAUGAUUGAUUUGAGACAUCCGUCUGAACUGUAUUUGCUGCAUACAUGAGGUGUCAUUGUGCUUAAGUCAAGGUGAACGUCUGUAACUUUUUAAGGAACAAGUUGGCAAAGUAUUUCUCUAAAGAAACAAUGGGGAGAAAAACAAUCCCUUUAAUCAUUCACUCAUACUCAAAUAGCAAUGUUGAUCAUUAACUCUUCUGUAGACCACACCCAGCACGGUGGCAGAGGAACGGUUGGCAGCAUAGAGCCAUACCUGUAAUCCAACAUUGAGGUCCGAGAGGAGACCCAGGAUAGCGAUCAACUGAGACCAAAAUGAUGAUUGAUUUUGACAUUAAUUGGCAUCUCCUGUAAUGUCCAUAGCCCGAAAGUUCUUUGAGUUUGAACCCUGGGGUCUGAGUUCUCCCUUUGGACAUCCUUGAGUAAGACGCCUAGCCCCCUAUCUUCUCAUUAACGAUCUGCAUCUGAAUUUACUUAGAAAAUGGUAGUGAGACGUCAGUAAACCCUUCGGACUACAGGAUUCAUUAGAUCAGAAUGUGGACUUAUUGUACGGCCAUACUGUAAGUACGAACUCUGUCAUACUUCAGGAUAGGCUACAAUAACAUGUAUCUUGCUUGCAUAAUGUGAUGCAUAAAAGUGUAUGUAACCCCCUGAUUUCCCAGUGUGCUCUAGCUCUAGAAGUGCAUUACGUUUUGUUAUCUGCUAUUGGUUUAUUCACCUAGCGGCCAUCUUGGCCCUAUCAAAGCUCCUCUCCCCCAGCUGGCAUUCAGAGCCAAGAUGGCCACGAGGUGAAAAGGGCCUGUUGGGUGCUUUAAGGAAGUUCCUGUUGUCUGUCCUUAAUAUAGGUCAGAUGUAGGGUAAUACACACAUAUUGCGCUUUACAUUUCAACAUGUGGUGAAGUAAUGUAGAGAUAUAAUCAUGUCUUUCACUGUAUUUAAGUUUUAACAAACCUGUCAUCUAUUUAAAUCUGUUCCUAUCAUUUAUGCAAUAUAAACAAUGUAACAUUAAUUCAGGUAUUUAACUUGUUAAGAGUGGACAUAUUGCCAAAUAUAUAGAUAUAUUUACAAUUUCAUUUUCUCAUCACUUCAGCUAUCUGAAGAGCUACUGUAUUAGGCAACAGAUAAGGACUCUCAGAGUAGUUACCAUGAAUAUUCAAUAGUAUUGAAUUAAUGAAACUGCAUUGCCGGUACUGCCUGAAUUCCUUUGUAUAAGCACUACAUCAUUCGCAGUUUCACUACCAAACAUCCUCUUAAAAAACAGGUUUGGAGAUAAAGAAUUGUUCAGAAUGACAUGUUUUGGGGGAUUUUGUUUUUAAAUCCAAAGUAUCUGGUGAAUCUGUUUCUCUCUCUGUAUUCGCACUAUGUGAGCUAAAACAUGUCAAAUAUGUAUAUUGAGCUAUAUUGUUUGGAAGUAUUUAAAGUUAUAUUUUUAGUAAAGGUUUUAAAUGUUGUUAUUUGGACAAUCCUCUGUAAAUAGAUUGUAUUUUAGACAUAAAGUUGUUUGUAUGUAAAAUAAACCAAACCCUGUUUGAUUGUUUACCUAAGAUUGACCCUACACUGUAGCUUUUCAAAUAUUACGUUUUAAAAACUAAACUAUUCCAUACUUAGAAAAUAUAUUUUCGAAAUUAGUGUGUAUUGGAAAGGCUAUCUAUCACAUAAUGAUUUAGCUACCUUUAACCACAAUAAUUUAUUGUGGAGUCGGUUUACGUCACAGUUGGACCGUUAAAGUGAUCCGUUCUAACUUCUGGACGGAGGGGGGUGGGCUGUUGGGUUUCAGGACCCUGGAUAGCAGCACACAGCCACACUUACCCCGUUCCUCCAGUGAUUCUCAUUGUACACUAUUUACCAAUUCAUUCCUAGACAUCGCCCCCUGCUGGUUGCUUUGAGAAACACUGCUUUUCUGAAUGAUUAUCUCCUGUGAUACCUAGUUUCAUUAGGAAUGUUUGGUGGAAUAAAAGAGCAUACUGAGAGAUUCUAAGUAAUGUUUAUUAUUAUUAUUGGUCAGUUAAGAACAGGAAAAUUCUGUCGUAUUUUCCCACAGUUCAGCAAAGACACAGACAGUCGCAGACCCAGGUCAAGUUUCUACAUUUUAAAUAUCUGAGGGAAAGAGAAGUGUAGCAUGGUUCCUCUGAUGGCCAGUUUACGACCAUCAUCGCAACUAUCAUAUGAAAACAAUGCACACCUCAAGUGGUUCAAACUUAAAGAUAAAAAAUAAA
This is a messenger RNA of Gadus macrocephalus (Pacific cod), 4269 nucleotides long. RefSeq names its product indian hedgehog B protein-like. NCBI's taxonomy places the organism in Eukaryota, Metazoa, Chordata, Actinopteri, Gadiformes, Gadidae. Gene Ontology annotation, biological process: multicellular organism development; cell fate specification; cell-cell signaling. The transcript is spliced from 4 exons. Bases 604 to 1914 code for a protein of 436 amino acids. Gene Ontology annotation, molecular function: patched binding; calcium ion binding. The record is from RefSeq and is a predicted model, not a curated record.